This is a messenger RNA of Tachysurus fulvidraco (yellow catfish), 1756 nucleotides long. RefSeq names its product gsk3b interacting protein (gene gskip). The transcript has 3 exons. NCBI's taxonomy places the organism in Eukaryota, Metazoa, Chordata, Actinopteri, Siluriformes, Bagridae. Gene Ontology annotation, molecular function: kinase regulator activity; protein kinase A binding. Gene Ontology annotation, cellular component: cytoplasm. Bases 117 to 557 code for a protein of 146 amino acids. Gene Ontology annotation, biological process: regulation of canonical Wnt signaling pathway. The record is from RefSeq and is a predicted model, not a curated record.
CUGUUGUAUAACAAGUAACAAACAUUCCACGUCGUGCACGUUUUAAUAAUCAAUUUCAGAUAUUUUGAGAACGAUGCGCAUGAAUAGUUGGUAGUGAACACACCCCUUCAGCCGGCAUGAGCCGGAAGUGCACCGGUGAAAUGUCCCCGGAGGAGGGCAUGGAGGUGGAUUACCAACCAGAGGAUCUACCCAUGUGCUCCUAUGACGAGCGCUGUGUUGAGCACGGUGUUAAAGACAUGAGGCUGGAGGCUGAAGCCAUCGUCAGCGACGUCCUUUUCGCAGUAAACAUGAUGUUCGUGUCGAAAUCUCUUAGCAACGGCUUGGAUUUGGCUUUUAUCAACGUGGAGACGAGAGAAGGAAAGCGCUACUGCUUGGAGCUCAGUGAAGCUGGGCUCAGGGUGGUGGGACACACCUUUGACCAGACGGAUGCAGGUCUGAGCGCUCAGUAUCAUGAGACUGUUUACUCGCUCCUGGAUUCUCUGAGCCCAGCGUACAGGGAAGCAUUCGGAAAUGCUCUGCUCCAGCGACUAGAGAGGCUCAAACAAAAUGGACAAUGAAAAGUUUAGCCCAAACCCAGGACUUGCUUCCAAACAUCUUUUUCUAGCUAGUGUUUAUGCCUGACAUCUGUGCAACAGCCAGCUUCAAGCAUCAUCGGCACCCUUUUCCUAUCUAAAACACAUUACUGGCUUAUUUUAGUUGUGCUCUUAAUUUUACAGACUGUUUGGUCAGAUUCUAAUUAGCUUUACAGUUAGGGACAAUGUUUUUAUUGGGUUUUAUGGUAUGAAAUAAAAAGAGGGUGUCAUGAUUUUGAGAAGCGUAGGGCAUCAAAAUACUGAACAUACUUUUGCACAUGACCAAUAACAAAAUUUGUUAAUCACUUGGUCAGCCAAUAUUGUGACUAGAAACAAAAGCCAGCUCUCUGCUGUUUUAGCAUAUAAAGCUUUACUAUUUGGACUAAACUGGACCUGAAACGCUGCUUGUUUUUUUAAAAACUGGUUGGUUUCUACGAUGCCUUAUUGUGAUGGUCUGGAAUGUGGUGUCCAAUGUGAAAAUUCUUUACAAUAUACUUUUAGUUUGGAAAUGUGACUCAUCUCGUGUAUGUUUUACUUUGCCGUCUUGCUCAAAUGAUUGAUUUAUUACUUUGCUUUCUUUAGCAUCAGUUGUAUUAGAAAGGUUAUGCUUUCAGCAGAUAUGGUGUUAUUUUACCUAACAUUUAUUUAAAGCAAACAGUAUAUAGCAAUAUAUAGAGUUUGGGCUGCAAGACGAAAGAAAAUAUCAUUUAAAAUGUCUGUUUAAAAUGUACAUAAUGCAUUAUUUCCCUGACAUUCAGUGUCAUCAGCCGACAUUUUAUUUCGAAUUAUAUUAGUAUGAUUUUGGCACAGCAGCCUUAAACUCUGUUUCAUAAAAUCACAGUAGAAGAAACAGCAGUUAUUUCACCAUUUAACUGCAUACCCUUAAUUGUUCCCCACAUAGUUUGAAAGAGCGACACUUUGAAAAAGCUGAUGCUUUAUUAUAUGUAGGCUUUUGGCCUGAAGCAGAUUUUGCUGCUUUGUGAAAAUGAGGCUAAUCAUCCAGACUGUACUUUUUUUUUAAUUAGUGCACGUUUUCUGCAAAGCUCAAUAAGUCUGAAACCAUAAACACAUUCACUAAGUGCUGGAAGUUUAUUUUGAAUCUCUAGGCAAAAAAAUUGUGUGGGUGUGUGUAAGAGACUGAAAAGUGAUAAACAAUUUAAUAAAAGCACACAAGUACUUUGGUA